UUCUCUUCAGAUAUUCCAGACAUCACAGGAGUGUUUUCAAGUUUGACCCUUGAAGUUUUCAGAAAAUAGCAGCAAGACGCCCAAGCUGACAGAAUAAUAAUUAUAAUUACUAUUAUUAUUAUAUUAGCGUUUUUAAACCAACUCGUGAGAGAUUUCCAAAGCAAUUUCAGAAGCUUCUGUUUUUUUCUUCCAACAAUAUGGGACAAAUCUUUGGCAUAAGCAAGUACAAGAGGGUGAAGAAGAAGAAGAAAGUGGACUUUAUGGAGGAGUACGUUAGGCGGCAGUUUCGUGGACAUGACCCCCCUGAAAAUAACUACGGCACACUAGUAGAACUUAACAUGCGAUCGAUUCGACAGAAAGGUGAGGUUGACGAUAAGAUCUUAGGGAAAGAAUCUCGAAGUUCCAGUGCGGUGUACUUUUUAAAGGACUUCCUUAUAAAACAUGACCUGGACUUUCAUAUCGAGCCGAUUGUCGGUCCGUGCACUGAAAGGGAGAUUGAAAGAAUUAAAGCCCGCAAGGUCAAACUGGAAAUGGGGGAAAGAAAGGAAUCAAUAAGAGACAUGCUGGUCGAACAGAAAGCUUUGGACAAGCCACCAUCUGUUAAAAGUGAAGUUUGUACUCUCCAAAAGCUCCUCGCAGAUGUGAAAAAAUCACUUGACGCAGAUGAGAAAGAUUGGGUGGACUUCGAACUGCAAAUGUACAAGACUAUGGAAGAAAUGAACAUGGAGCUAAAACGUAAUUUUGAUCAGUUGAAAGUGCUUAGUCAGGCCGUAGAAUCCACAGACGACAUGAAAAAAGACCUUACCAGGAAACUAUCUCUGAAGUCUAAAGAACCAGAGCCCGCUCCCCGAAAACUCUCUUUGGCACCUCAGAGGGUAAAAAUGUACUGCCUGUCACCCACUUUAUUGCAACUUACUCGAGCAAUGGAUGAAGUGGACUGGGUGCGAAAAGAGGCUGCCGUGAGGUUUAGAAGGCGGAAUGAGUUCAUUGAUUCAACAGAUGAAUUCCUGGGGAUAGAAGAAAAAUGUUUCUAUUCCAGGGAACAUGAGGAACGGAAAGCUCUUCAAGAAAGGCUCAAACUGGAAAGAGAGGCAGUAGAACGAGCAAAGAUACAGAGAUUAGCUCACAGACAAUCAACUCCGGACAUUAUGGUACCAGAGGGGUUGAGGAAAUCACUAUCUUUCGAGACCAUUGCAUCAAAAGUUGGAGAGGACCUGACGAAUGAUAGUUAAUGAUUCGGAAAAAAAACCUUGACAGAACUAGACACAUGCAAGAACAAAAGUGUCUAAUAGGGAGCCUUAAAAGGGCUGCAGUAUUGGAGGAGCUUGGAGACCAGAAGGCUGCAGGAGUGAAGGAGCUCGGAGUCUGGGGGGUUGUGGCGCAGACUCCUAGCACUACAACCCCAUGGCUGGGAGCCUGGAAGCCUGUGGGCACUAAAGUGAUUGGAGCUUGGGGGGGCUGUGGGCACCGAGGGGCUAUGAGCUCUGAGGUGCUUGGAGCCUGGGGGGCUGUGGGCACCGAGGAGCUUGGAGCCUUAGGGGUUGUGGGCUCUGAGGUGCUUGGAGCCUGGGGGGUUGCGGGCACUAAUGUGCUCGGAGCCUGGGGGGCUUUGGUCACCGAGGUGCUCGGAACCUGGGGGGCCAAUGUAACCAAGAAGCUAGGAGCAAGCGGGGCCAUGGGAACCAGAAGCUAGGAGCCCGUGGGGCCAAGGCAAACAAGAAGCUAAGAGUUUGCAGUUCCAAGGCAACCAAGAAGCUAGGAGCCUGCGGUUCCAAGGCAACCGAGAAGCUAGGAACGUGCUGGGCCAAGGCAACCAAGAAGCUAGGAGCCUGCGGUUCCAAGGCAACCGAGAAGCUAGGAACGUGCUGGGCCAAGGCAACCAAGAAGCUAGGAGCCUGCGGUUCCAAGGCAACCAAGAAGCUAGGAGCCUGCGGUUCCAAGGCAACCAAGAAGCUAGGAACCUGCGGUUCCAAGGCAACUAAGAAGCUAGGAGCCUGCGGGUCCAAGGCAACCAAGAAGCUAGGAGCACACGGUUCCAAGGACACCGAGAAGCUAGGAGCCCACGGAGCCGGUUCUACCAGACACUAGGGGCCCGCGGGGCCGAUUCAAUCUGACACUAGGUGCCCACGUGGCUGAUUCAAACAACACUAGGAGCCCGCGGUGCCCAUUCAACUGGACACUAUGAGCCCGCGGGGCCGAUUCAACCGGACACUAGGAGCCCGCGGUGCCCAUUCAACCGGACACAAGGAGCCCGCGGGGCCGAUUCAACCGGACACUAUGAGCCCGCGGGGCCGAUUCAACCGGACACUAUGAGCCCGCGGGGCCGAUUCAGGACACUAGGAGCCCGCGGGGCCGAUUCAACCGGACACUAUGAGCCCGCGGGGCCGAUUCAACCGGACACUAGGAGCCCGCGGGGCCGAUUCAACCGGACACUAGGAGCCCGCGGGGCCCAUUCAACCGGACACUGGGAGCCCGCGGGGCCCAUUCAACCGGACACUGGGAGCCCGCGGGGCCCAUUCAACCGGACACUGGGAGCCCGCGGGGCCCAUUCAACCGGACAUUGGGAACCGGCGGGGCCCAAUCCAGCAGACACUGGGAGCCCAUUCAACCGGACACUGGGAGCCCGCGGGGCCCAUUCCACCAGACACUGGGAGCCCGCGGGGCCCAUUCCACCAGACACUGGGAGCCCGCGGGGCCCAUUCCACCAGACACUGGGAGCCCGCGGGGCCCAUUCCACCAGACACUAGAAGCCCGCGGGACCCAUUGCACCAGACAUUAGGAGCCUGCGGGGCCCAUUCAACCAGACACUGGGAUCCCGCCGGGCCCAUUCCACCAGACACUGGGAUCCCGCCGGGCCCAUUCCACCAGACACUGGGAGCCCGCCAGGCUCAUUCCACCAGACACUAGAAACCCGCGGGACCCAUUGCACCAGACAUUAGGGCCUGCGGGGCCCAUUCAACCAGACACUAGGAGCCCGCGGGGCCCAUUCAACCAGACACUAGGAGCCCGCGGGACCAAGGCAACCGAGAAGCUAGGAGCCUGCUUGGCCCAGACAACCGAGAAGCUGGGAGCCUGCUGGGGCUAAGAAACCUAGAAGCUGGGAGCCGUCGGGGUCAAAGCAAUCUAGAAGCUGGGAGCCCACCAGGAAUCUGCAACCAAGAAGCUAAGAGCCGGCGGAGCCAAGGCAACCGAGAAGCUGGGACCCCACGGGGCCAAGGCAGCCGAAAAGCUAAAAGCCAACGGGGCCUAGGCAACCGAGAAGCUAGGAGCCCACAGGGCUUCGGCAACCAAGAAGCUAGGAGCCCACGUGGCCGAUUCUACCAGACACUAGUAGCCGGCGGGGCCAACGCAACCAAGAAGCUAGGAGCCCGCAUGGCCGAUUCAACCAGACACUAGGAGCUGGUGGGGCCAAUGUAACUGAGAAGCUAGGAGCCGACGGGGCCGUUAUAACCAGACACUAGGAGCCGGCGGGCUCAAGGCAACCGAAAAGCUAUGAACCAGCAGCGCCAAGGCAACCGAGAAUCUAGGAGCCCACGGGGCCGUUACAACCAGACACUAGGAGCCGGCGGGGCCAAGGCAACCGAAAAGCUAUGAACCCGCAGGGCCAAGGCAACUGAGAAGCUAGGAGCCCACGCGGCCGUUACAACCAGACACUAGGAGCCAGCGGGGCCAAGGCAACCGAAAAACUAUGAACCCGCAGGGUGAAGGCAACCGUGAAGCUAGGAGCCCACGUGGCAGUUACUACCAGACACUAGGAGCCGGCAUGGCCAAUUCAACCAGACACUGGCAGCCAGCGGGGCAAAGGCAACCAAAAAGCUAUGAACCCGCGGGGCCAAGGCAAUCGAGAAGCUUGGAGCCCACGGGGCCGAUUCUACCAGACACUAGGGGCCGGCGGGGCCAACGCAACCGAGAAGCUAGGAGCACACGGGGCCAUUACAACCAGACACUAGGAGCCCGCAUGGCCUAUUCAACCAGACACUAGGAGCCAGCGGGGACAAUUCAACCGAAAAGCUAUGGACCUGCGGGCCAAGGCAAUGGAGAAGCUAGGAGCCCACGGGGCCUAUUCUACCAGACAGUAGAGGCCGGUGGGGCCAAUGGAACCGAGAAGAUAGGAGCCCACGGGACCAUUACAACCAGACACUAGGAGCCAGUGGGGACAAGGCAACCAAAAAGCUAUGAGCCCGUAUGGCCGAUUCAACCAGACACUGGGAGCCGGCGGGGCCAAGGCAACCGAGAAACUAUGAACCCGCGGGGCGAAGGCAAGCGAGAAGCUAGGACCCCAAGGGGCCGAUUCAACCUGACACUAGGAGCCAGCAUGGCCGAUUCAACCAGACACUAGGAGCCAGCAGGCCAAGGAAACCGAGAAGCUAGGAGCCCACAGGGUCUUGGCGACCGAGAAGCUAGGAGCCGGCGGUGCCAAUGCAACCGAGAAGCUAGGGGCCCUUGUGGCCGUUACAACCAGACGCUAGGAGCCAGCAUGGCCGAUUCAACCAGACACUAGGAGCCCGCAUGGCCGAUUCAACCAGACACUAGGAGCCGGCAGGCCAAGGAAACCGAGAAGCUAGGAGCCCACGGGGCCUUGGCGACCGAGAAGCUAGGAGCCGGUGGUGCCAAUGCAACCGAGAAGCUAGGAGCCCGUGGGGCUGUUACAACCAGACACUAGGAGCCAGCAGGGCCAAGUCAACCUAGAACUUAUGAACCCGCAGGGCCAAGGCAACCGAGAAUCUAGGAGCCCACGGGGCCGAUUCAACCAGACACUAGGAGCCGACCGGGACAUGACGCUGGUUUCUAAGGCUGACACUUUCCAGAGAGGAAGGGCGCAACAGACGAUGACCCCAGUGACCCCGAUGAUCCCGAAGGCCACACACACCAUCUGAACAGCUGACGAUCCCAUCCUGGAAAAAACUACACAUCGUAUAGAGAGGUUUAGAGGUUUUUGUUGAAGAUGUUUUCUGAUGCGCGGCCGUCUGGAAGCUGCAGAGUGAGGAAACAAACGUUACUUAUAGAGGAAUGUCAGGAGUAGGCGGAGCCCCAGUCCAGCCAGAGAAACACGGAGGAAAUAUGGAGCUGAAACCACUUCUGACCUGUACAGUGAUGCUGCAGAGUUUCUCCGUUUGUAUCCAUCACAAGUUGAACAAACCAACCACUAUCUGGAAGAUUGCCAGUUUUUCCCAUCAGUACAUCCAGUCGGCACAAACAAAUCCCACGCAGGUUUCCAUAGCUAUACCAGCUCCCUCCACACCUGUUUGUGUCGAAAUCAAUGACGAAGAUGAGGAGCAGAGACCGUGAGGUCUUGACUCAUCCAGUUGGUUUCAUGGAUCACGAGAAAGAUGAAUGAAGAAACAAGAAGGAAUGUCGGCUUUAAAAAUAGACGUGUUGGUAGUUUUGGUUUGCAUAACAUCAAAAUUAAUUAUUGAAAAUAAUAUAGAGAAAACAGAACAGAGGACAGAUAUGGAUAGUAUGAACCUCAAUCCAUUAAUGUUCUGAUGUUCAACUGUAAUAAUUCUGAUUCUCUGAUGAUUUCAGACUUUAUUUAAUUUAUUGAGAAAGAGAUACAUUAGACCAAUCUGGCCAACUUCCAUCCAUCAUUAGAGAUAAUUCAGAAAGUCUUUGUCAACAAUAAGAUUUAAUUUCCAUCCUUUGUUCUUCAAAUUAAAGAGUUUUUCCAACAU
This is a messenger RNA of Poeciliopsis prolifica (blackstripe livebearer), 5672 nucleotides long. RefSeq lists its product as uncharacterized. The record is from RefSeq and is a predicted model, not a curated record. Lineage: Eukaryota; Metazoa; Chordata; Actinopteri; Cyprinodontiformes; Poeciliidae. The coding region runs from base 198 to 1232 and encodes 344 amino acids. The transcript has 4 exons.